Ictidomys tridecemlineatus (thirteen-lined ground squirrel) is the source of this 3114-nucleotide messenger RNA. The record is from RefSeq and is a predicted model, not a curated record. NCBI's taxonomy places the organism in Eukaryota, Metazoa, Chordata, Mammalia, Rodentia, Sciuridae.
GAGGGGACCAGCCCGCGGCCGCCGCCUCUGGCCGCCGCCAUCGCCGUCUCGGACUUCCGAACCAGCGUCGUCCUCAAUCACCUGGCUGAGAAGUGGUUCCCCGGCCAGCGCGAGCGGGCCCGAGCGGCCGGCCGUCUUGGGGAGCUGCUGCACCAGGGGCGCUACCGGGAGGCCCUGGCCGCCGCCUGCGAGGCGCUGCGAGCAGGUGACCGCGCGGGGAUGCGACGCGGGCUGGGCGACUCCACCCUCAUCUCCCGGACGGGCCGGGUACCCAGAGCUCCUCUGCGCCCCGAGAGGCACUUCUCCUUCCCGGGGAGCCAGUUGGCCCCCGAGCCCCGUGACCUGACUCUCAAAAUUUACAGAGCAGAAUCCUAUGCUGGUCUCCAGGAGUUUAAAGCAGCCAUAGAAGAUUUAAAUGCAGUUCUCUUUCAACUUCCAAAUUGGCCUGAGGUCUAUUUCAGGAAAGGAAAAGUACUUCAGGAUGCUGGCUUUUUAGGAGAUGCCUUACAACUCUUUCUUCAGUGCUUGGCCCUUGAUGAAGAUUUUGCACCUGCAAAGUUACAAGUAGAAAAGAUUUUAUGUGAUUUAUUAUCACCUGAAAACUUAAAAGAAGGCUUGAAGGAAUCUUCCUGGAAUUCGUUACCAUGUAUUAAAAACAAACCUUUAGGUUUUCCUUCUGUAAUGGAAGAAUCUCACACUCCCAGUGAGCUUAACCUGAAGCAGACUGAAGAACUACCAGAGGAUACUUCAGAACCUGUCAGAGGAAGUUUAAACCGUGCUCAGUCAGCACAGGCUAUCAAUUCAAAAGAUAUGCCUGCCAGAGAUGAUUGUUUAAAAAGGGUAUCCUCAGAACCUUUACUCUCUGUUCAGGAAAAAGGUGUUCUGCUAAAAAGAAAGCUGUCUCUCUUAGAACAAGAUGUGGUUGUAAGUGAAGAUGGAAGAAAUAAGCUUAAAAAACAAGGAGAAACGCCUAGUGAAGUCUGUAUGUUUUCAUUAGAUUAUGGCGACAUCCCAGAAGAAUUAAUAGAUGUCUCAGAUUUUGAGUGUUCUCUCUGCAUGAGGUUGUUUUUUGAGCCAGUAACAACCCCUUGUGGACAUUCAUUCUGUAAGAAUUGUCUUGAGCGCUGUUUAGAUCAUGCACCAUAUUGUCCCCUUUGCAAAGAAAGCUUAAAAGAGUAUCUAGCAGAUAGGAGGUACUGUGUCACACAGCUGUUGGAAGAAUUAAUAGUGAAGUAUCUGCCUGAUGAACUGUCUGAGAGAAAAAAAAUAUAUGAUGAAGAAACUGCUGAACUCUCACACUUGACCAAGAAUGUUCCAAUAUUUGUUUGCACUAUGGCCUACCCCACUGUGCCUUGUCCUCUUCAUGUGUUUGAGCCAAGAUACAGACUGAUGAUUCGAAGAAGUAUACAGACUGGAACCAAGCAGUUUGGGAUGUGUGUCAGUGACACACAAAAUAGUUUUGCAGAUUAUGGUUGUAUGUUACAAAUUAGAAAUGUACAUUUCUUACCUGAUGGAAGGUCUGUGGUUGAUACAGUUGGAGGAAAGCGGUUUAGGGUUCUAAAAAGAGGAAUGAAAGAUGGAUAUUGCACUGCAGACAUUGAAUACCUGGAAGAUGUUAAGGUUGAAAAUGAAGAUGAGAUCAAGAGUCUCAGAGAGCUUCAUGAUUUGGUAUACUCUCAAGCCUGCAGCUGGUUUCAGAAUUUAAGAGAUAGAUUUCGAAGCCAGAUUCUUCAGCACUUUGGAUCAAUGCCUGAGAGGGAGGAAAACCUUCAGGCAACCCCUAAUGGACCUGCAUGGUGUUGGUGGCUUCUUGCAGUUCUUCCUGUAGAUCCUCGAUAUCAGUUGUCAGUCUUGUCAAUGAAGUCUUUGGAAGAACGGCUGACAAAGAUACAGCAUAUACUGACCUAUUUUUCUAGAGACCAAUCUAAAUAACUAACUGCUUGGAUCUUACUUUAACAUAAUCCUAAUCUGGCUGUGUGAACAGCUAGAUUGUCCGCUGCCUUUGCACAUCCAGUGCUGGUCUAAGAAAUGUAAUGAAACUUUUUUUUUCCUUCAACCUCCUGAAUCGUGGAUUUUCAAAUGAAUACCUUCAACUAGGAUUUAGACCACUAAGAACUUGCACAGAAAAACACGCACUGAAUGUGUGUUAAACCUCUACAUUGUGAUGAAGUUGCACUAUGUACCAUAUUCUAAAAUGAAUUAAGAACUCAGUGUAUGUAUGUAGUAUGUAUGUGUGUGUGUGUGAGUGGGUGCGCCUGUGUGAGCAGUAUGUGUGUAUUUUCUCUGGCUUUAAAAUUUUAAAAGAAAAAAAAAAGCCAUAGAGAGCAGAAUUUGCCGAGGGUCAUUUAUUGCCCAAGUUUACAACAAUAGCGAUAGAAGUUUUUGCAAAUGGAAUUUGCCUCAGAUUUAUUUGUCCUAAUGCUUAUAUUUGCACAAGUAUGUAAAAUAUGGUACUGAGUAUCAUUCUUUGUUGGAAAUACUGCUCUUACUGAACUGUCUUGACCAGUAACUAUGACACAGUUUCUUUCUUAUUUAUGUAAAUAACUUGCAUCCCAGUGACCGACAGGCAUUGGAUGCAGAACCUAGAGCCAGUUUUCAGGAACAAUUGCAAAUCUGACAUGGUACUGUGCAUCUAUUCAUAAAAUACUUAAAACUGUGAAAAUAUGGUUUACAUUUAAUUGUACAUAAAGGUAAAUGGAGAACUCAAUUCAGUACCAGUUAGUUUGUACAUUUUAGGGGGCUUUUCACAUUAACUGCCCAUGUAUGUAAUUUAUAGUUUGACAUGAUGUGUUUGUUUAAAAAGUUACGUAGUAUAAACCCAUUAAGGAUCUGAGGAGAGAGAAGAAGCUUAAUGUAGAACUAAGCUUUUAAAAGUUUGUUUUGUUUUUAAUUCUGGUCUUGGUGCGAAUGUUAGUUAUGCCUUAUUCAUACCACAGUUAGGUCACCAUGCUGUGACAUGGUUUCUAUUCAUGCUGCCCUAGAUACUUUUGUAAUUAUUUGUUGCAAACUUGUGACUGUCCCUAUUAACUUUCUUUUAUGUAAGUAAUUUGUAAAAGUUUCUUAAAAUUUUUGCUUUUGCUUAUUUAAUUUUGAAUAAAAGCUUAAUUCAUAAUA